CCCAAUUCCAGCAGGCCCCGAGAAAGGAAAAAUAAAUUUCUCUGAGCCAAAGGGAAAAAAUGAUGAAAAGCAUGACUUCACAAAAAAUGAGUUAUUGUUUAUUAUUAAGCAUGGCUAUCAUUCUUGUCCUCACAAAGAGCAGCGAGGCUCAAGGCACAGUUCCAAUGAGCCCAUAUUGCAAGAUUUGCACUAUACCAAAUUUGUGCAACAAGGUUGUCAACGGCGCAACAAAUUGGAAAGAAGCAAUGGUCAAGAGCAUUGAUGCAUGUACAGAAAUUGCAUACAGGAUUCAAAAUGUGACCAACAACAUUCUUCCACAAAUCACAGGGGUUGAACCACAAACAAAGACAGCAAUUCAAGAUACAUGUAAAGAGGCUAUGAAUAAUGCAGUAAGUGAUCUUCAAGAAGCCAUGAAGGCACUCAACAAGAAUGAUCCAGGAUCAAUGCUCACAAAUUUAGCCUCUUUACAUACAGAUUGUGCUGAUGCAUUGGAACAAUUUGAUAUCAAGUUUUUGCCCCUAACUAAAGUUGUUGGCCGUUAUAUUAAGUAUAUGUCCGUUGCUCUAUCCGUUGCUCAGACUCCACAGUAAACUUCUUCUCGGUUAAUAUUUGCAAAGGGAUUCA
This is a messenger RNA of Solanum dulcamara, 624 nucleotides long. RefSeq lists its product as uncharacterized. The transcript has 2 exons. The record is from RefSeq and is a predicted model, not a curated record. Gene Ontology annotation, molecular function: enzyme inhibitor activity. Bases 60 to 590 code for a protein of 176 amino acids. NCBI's taxonomy places the organism in Eukaryota, Viridiplantae, Streptophyta, Magnoliopsida, Solanales, Solanaceae.